CCCGUCGCAGAGGGGCAGCGCCGGCGAGAGUCCUCCGCGCGCGGCUGCCGCGGCCCCUGCACAGCGCCUCUGACAGCGCCGGCGGUGGGUUCUAAGACCCUUCUAGCCUCUAGCUGCCCCGCGGCCUCCUCUGCAUCCCAGGAGCGGCCGUGUUUCCUCCCUCUCCUCAGCGCCGGCGUCCCGGGACCGUCCGGCCCGCUGCUGCUGCGGAGGCCGCAUCUGGCGCGCAUCUGGAGCCUCCGUCCGGCUGCGCUGGAGCCUGCCCCCUCCCUGGCCCGGCCGCGCCGGGAGCCCUGCCCGGAGCUGGAGCCGCAUCUGGAGCCGCGGGCCCGGGGCCCUGAGCCGCGCAGCCGGCGCAUGGUGAACUCGCUACUCUUCGGGGAGAUGGCCUUGGCCUUCGGCUGCCCGCCCGGAGGCGGCGGCGGCGGCGGCGGCGGGUGUCCUGGGGGUGGUGGCGGCGGCGGCGGGGCUGGGCCAGGGCCGUCUCCGGUGACUGCGGCGCUGCGGGACGACCUGGGCUCCAACAUCCACCUCCUGAAAGGGCUCAACGUGCGCUUCCGCUGCUUCCUGGCCAAGGUGCACGAGCUGGAGCGGCGCAAUCGGCUGCUGGAGAAGCAGCUGGAGCAGCAGCAGAGCGAGCGCGACCGGCGGCUCCGCUACAAGACCUUCUCCCGCGAGCAGGCCGUACAGACUGGGCCCGAGCUGCUGCGGCCCCCGGCGCCCGGAGCCAACGCCAACGCCAACGCCGCGGCCCUGGGCGGCCUGCCCCCCGCCGGCGGCUCGCAGCCGCAGCACUACGGUCGCCUGCCCGGCACCAUCUGGAGCUACACGCAGGUGCGGCGCACGGGCGGCGGCGGCGUGGAGACCGUGCAGGGCCCCGGCGUGUCGUGGGUGCACCCGGACGGCGUGGGCGUGCAGAUCGACACCAUCACGCCGGAGAUACGCGCGCUCUACAAUGUGUUGGCCAAGGUGAAGCGGGAGCGCGACGAAUACAAACGGAGAUGGGAGGAGGAGCUUGCCAAACGGAUGGACCUCCAGACCAUGGUGGACACGCUGCAGGAGGCAGCGCAGGAAGCCGAGGCCAUCCAGGAGGAGAUGAACGAGAAGAUAGAGCGGCUUAAGGCUGAGCUGGUGGUGUUCAAGGGGCUCAUGAGUGACCCCAUGACAGAUCUGGACACAAAGAUCCAAGAAAAGGCCAUGAAGGUGGACAUGGACAUCUGCCGCCGAAUCGAUAUCACGGCCAAGCUGUGCGAUGUCGCACAGCAGCGGAACUCGGAAGACGUGUCCAAGAUCUUCCAGGUGGUCCCCAAAAAGAAAGAGCGUAAAGUGGCAUCAGAUGAUGACAUCUCGGAGCAGGAUGGUGAGGUGAAUCGGUUCUCAGAUGAUGAGGUCGGCUCCAUGAACAUCACAGAUGAGAUGAAGCGCAUGUUUAACCAGCUGCGGGAGACCUUUGAUUUUGAUGAUGACUGUGACAGCCUGACAUGGGAGGAGAAUGAAGACACUCUGCUGCUCUGGGAAGAUUUCACCAACUGCAACCCGACCAUCGACCUGCAAGGCGAGCAGGAAGAAAACUUGGGCAACCUGAUCCAUGAGACCGAAUCCUUCUUCAAGACGAGAGACAAGGAGUACCAGGAAACGAUAGGCCAGAUCGAGCUGGAGCUGGCCACAGCCAAGAGCGACAUGAACCGACACCUGCACGAAUACAUGGAGAUGUGCAGCAUGAAGCGGGGCCUGGAUGUGCAGAUGGAGACCUGUCGCCGGCUCAUCAAAGGCUCUGCAGACAGGAAUUCACCGUCACCCAGCUCUGUGGCCAGCAGUGACUCAGGAAGUACAGAUGAGAUCCAGGAUGAGUUGGAGCGCGAAGCAGAUGUGGAGCCCAUGGUCAGCUGAUGAUGGAGGCCCUGCGUGCCUGGUGGUCUUGGGGAUGGGGCCCUGGUCCCCUCUCUCCACAGGCCAGGAAGGCUCCUCAAAGUGGGCGCCAGUCCUCGCUCAUAGACUUCCUCUGCCCUCCCUUCUCUGGAGGCCCCGAGGGACCGCUGCUUCCUUCCUUCUUUCCGUGACACCACCCUACAACUGACCAGUGCCCCUUCUCCAUCCACCUGCCUACCCACCCAAGGAAUGGUGCUGUCAAUUUCUAUUGUUCUCCACGUUACAAAUGCAGACUUCUGUCUGGACCAUGCAGUGUUAACUGUGCCUUCUCCCUUAAGCUGAGCCACUUUGAGCUCCAAAGAAUUAUUCCUAGCAGGUGUUUUUAUAUGAAACUCAAGGCGAGGGCGGGACCUGGGCAUGGCAUCAAGUAGUUUUCUACCCUCCCACCUGCUCCUAAUUGGCCAUGAGCUUUGCCCUCCCUUCUGCUAGCGCUGGCGCUGCCUGACACUGUGCUUGGGGUGAUCUGCCCUCCCCAGGAGGGAGCCAGCCAUUACCUCCAGGCCUGGGUGGGGACCUCCCGAGCUUUCUCACUCUUGAAAAGAGAGAAAAGUAGGAGGAAGGGAGGGAAGACCAAUUUUUCUUUUGUUUUUUGGAUUUAGUGGCAAAGUGGAGGGACAAGGCACCUUGGGGGAGUAGUAGGUGGAGCCUCACUGUGUUUAACUACUAUGCAAAAACAAAAACAAAAACAAAAAAACAAAAAGCAGCUUGCCUUAUAUCAUUGGAAGGCAGGCCCUGUCCCAGACUCCUGGUUUCCCCUGGGGCUGGGAGGCGGAGGUUAAGGUGGUGAUCACUCUCUUGCAGCCUCCCAGGGUGAGCACUGGCUGGGGAGGGGGCUGGUUAAGGGGUUAAGGUUGAUGGUGUGGGCUUCACUCCUGCAAGGGCCAGCCCACCUGACUGCUUGCUUUCUUUGGGACCUCUGGGGUUGGGGUGAGGGUGGGGUUCUUUUAUUGUCCUGAUGACUUGAUGUUCUCCCCUCCCUCCCCAGCCAGCAAUAAGGGGUUAUAGAGCUGUAAUUUCUCUGUGAGAAAGUCUGAAGAGGCCAAGCCUGGUACCACUUAUUUCCCGGGGGAGCUUGGGGGAGCACCAGCCUGUCGCCAUCCUGGUUCUCCACUGUCCCAUGGUCACCUGCUGUCGGUACUGACAGCAGAGCAGAUUGGCAAGGGGAGGGGAGGGAGCUGGUGGCCGCUGGUGGCUUGGAGACGGCUUGCAUGGGAGCUUGAGAGAGGACUGUCCUUAUUCCUCUCAGGGACACAUGCAAGCCUCUUUCUGUGAUCCACUUGGGGAGUUAAUCUGAGCCAGUAUCUCCCCAAGAGUUGAAGGGUCCCAUGUUGAGAACACCCACCAAAACUGAGCUGGGGACCAGGCCACCAUGCAGGCUUUGCUUUUUUCCCCUCCUCUCCUCUCCCUUUUGGGGCCCACUGUAGUGCGGGGUGGGGGUGGUGAUGGCCCAUUUGGGGUUUUGUUGGCUGAAGAGCUCCCUCUGGAGGUUGAAAGAGCAAAAUGUGUCCGGGGACCAGUGUGGAGAUCCAGGCGGGUGCUGGGCUGGAGGGCUUGGUGGUCCCCUGACUUCCCUGUGCAGGGGCCAGCCAUCUGUAAGGGCCUUCUCUCUCUCCUGCUCUCCCUGUUUUGCAUCUUAAAACCAUUGUACAUAAUAUUCAUGUAUAUGUAUUUAGAGAGAACGAGAAUGUGUUAGUGACUGUGUGAUGUAAUUUAUCAGAACUCGGUGGCCUUUCUCAUGAGUUUUUCCCCUUGUUUUGUUUUGUUCUGUUGGGAAGAUACCCCAUCAGUCCCUGAGCACUCUGGCUUUGACACUUCUGUCCUCAUCAUCAUUUUUUUCUUUUUCAGUACUGGGGAUUGAACCCAGGGCCUUUGUAUUCAGCUACAUCCCUAGCCCUUUCCUUAAAAUUUUACUUUGAGACAGGGUCUUGCUAAGUUGCUAAAUUGUCCAGGCUGGGCUUGAACUUGCAAUCCUCCUGGCUCAGCCUCCCAGAGUGCUGGGAUUACAGGUAUGCGCCACUACACCUGGCCAUCCUCAUCAUCUCUUAUUACUCAAACUGUCCCUUUUGGCAGGUACUUGAAGGGACAGUGGUUUUGGAAGAGAGCCCCUUUCCCUCUUCCUCACCAACCAUUGUUCUACAGGUUACAGGGUUCAAACAUACCUGAUUAUUAUGAUUGAUGUUGUUAUUGUUACUUAUUUUUAUUUUAACCAAAGGUUAUCAGAGCCAACUGGGCUUGGACCUCAGCUGCUGAAAAGAUAUUCCGUUUCCACAAGGGCAGAAGAUGUGGCCUUGUGGGUCUCACUGCCCAGGGCUGAGAGAGGCAGCCAGGGGUGGUUUGGGGGUUGGGUGGGCAGAGUGGAUGCCAGUUCUGGGUUCCUCAGGGUGAUGGGAGGGUGACAAACAUAUCUUUAGAGUUAAGACAGUAAGGCAAUGGGAUUAGUAUUUGGGGUAACAAAAGUUACCAAGGUGAUGGGUGUCCGGUGGUGUUUUGUUUUCUCCCUUGUAUACGUAGAUCAUUUGUCCUUAGGUUGCUCCAAAUUUAUCUAGGAAACAUGAGAACAGCAGGUGCCAGAGAGAGACACUGGCCUAAGACUCCCUUCCUACUGGCUUUCCAUAUCUGUUUUCCCCUGAGAAGUGCAGGGGAGGUCAGUCGGAUGAGGGGAGGAAGGGCAGAGCGUGGUGGGCCUGCCUCCAGGGCUGGUUCUUGGGUCUGGGCUUGCCUACCUCCCAUGCCCCUAAACUCAUUUUUACGUUAGUUGCCAGUGGGUCCUGCUUGUUUCUUCACCGUGACCCCACAGCUUGCCAAGAAAGACCCCACUGCUUGCUGGGGCAGCACCAGGCCCUGCUGGGAUGAACUGGUUCCAUCCUUUGUAAAGCUGUAAAUACUUAAAUAUUUGGUUUUUCUAUUUUUAAGCCCAGUGUCAUAUUGACAUUGGUAUUUUAGAGUUGUUCUCAGAUGGGUUCUCCUGUGCUGUGCGUGCGCUCUCUCUCUCCUCUCUCUCUCCUCUCUCUCUCCUAGUUUUGGGGGAUUUAUACACACUAAGGAUUGGGGAGCAGCAGGGGAAAUAGCAUCCUUGGGCUCCCUGUUUGGUUGUGAAAUAUACAUAUUCAUAUGCACACACAUACGCACAUGCGCACUCUUCUGAGACUGAACAGGGAUUAAUAUUACUGGCAAGCAAACACCUUUUGCUGUCUCAUGGCAAUACGUCUCGAGGGCUCUGGAGGAUCCAUCCAUCAUGGACUCAGCUCUGGGGCCCAGCUCAGAUGACUUAUGGAGCAUCUACCCACUUUGGCUUGGGGUGUGAGAAGAGGGGGUAGGUAGGGGAUCGUAUAAGGUGUAAUUUAAGCUAAAUGUAAUCUAUUUAUAAAGCAAGAGACUCUCAUCUAUUUUUAUGAAAGGAAAGGGUUUUUAAUCUCAGGUAGGCAGUUGUGGUAGCCAGCAUUUUUCUGUGGACAAGAUAUUGUGCAUGUUGCUGCUGGAUUUAAUAUACUGGUACCCCUCACCCAGUCUUGCCUUCCCGUCCUUACUCUGAUCAUUCACACCUGUGGGUGGCUUCAGCAGAGGAUAGGUCCCACUUCACCCCAUUUCCUUCUUCCGUGACCCCUCAGGUCCUUGGAGGUCUUGUAGGGAGGCACUUUUGGGGGCAGGUGGGCUGCAAGGAAUUCAGAAUUCAGUUGAGGGUGUACUAGGGAGGGGCAUGCUCUUCCCAGUACUCUGUGUUUCAGAGGGUAGCCUCUGAUCACUCGUCCCAGCUCUGCUCUGCCAAGACCCAUUUCUGACUCAACUGUGUUGAGAGAGGGUUCAGAAGCAACAGUGUGGUUGGCUGUAGGGCUGUGGGAGGGGCUGUGUGUAGGGCUGUCGAGCUUGGGGAGCACAUGACCUCCUUUGGUCCUGGGCCUUCUCAGGUCCCAGGCUGUCAGGCAGCUGGGAUGGGAGAGGCAGGAAGGUGCCCAGAGCCCACUCCUGGCUGUGCCUGCUCCAGGUCAAGGGAGGAGCUGCAAUCCUCUGCUCCUGGAUGAUGGACCAGAGUGCCAGGGGUUUCCCCAGGCCUGGGUCCUCUUCUUGGGAGACUGAGCUUGGCUCUAGAAAGGCACUGUCCUAGAGUUGGGAAUCUGGAGGUGGCUGGGGGAUAUGAGGAAAGUCAGACUCUCUGGGAGGGAAUUUUCCAGGAGUAGGAGAUUUCCAGUCUCAGGGUAGCCUUUGUAAUAGUUUUGGGUGAAUCCCUCAUCAUUCUCUCUCCCUCCCACACUCUCAAGGAAAUGAGGCACAGCCCCAUGCCAAGACCCCUUGUGGACAUUUUACCAUCUACCUGUUUUUUAGUCCUACCCUAUCCCACUGUUGCUCUUUGUCUGCCAGCUGGGUCUAACAUCACUGGGGGGGGGGGUGUUUGUACUCACGGAAAGACUACUGAUCCUACCAGAAAACUAACCUGUUUACCAUACUGUUGUAAAUAUUGUGCCCUUUAUAUCCUGUAUAUUGGCUUCUUUUAAAUAAAGUGAAAUGUCUUAGAA
Molecule: messenger RNA, 6440 nt
Organism: Heterocephalus glaber (naked mole-rat)
Lineage: Eukaryota; Metazoa; Chordata; Mammalia; Rodentia; Bathyergidae
Gene: Iffo2
Product: intermediate filament family orphan 2
Source: RefSeq, a predicted model, not a curated record